Molecule: messenger RNA, 1002 nt
Organism: Trichoderma breve
Lineage: Eukaryota; Fungi; Ascomycota; Sordariomycetes; Hypocreales; Hypocreaceae
Product: zinc-binding dehydrogenase domain-containing protein
Exons: 5
Coding region: 1-1002 (333 amino acids)
Molecular function (GO): oxidoreductase activity
Source: RefSeq, a predicted model, not a curated record
AUGGCGCCGACGAACAAGCAAUGGGUGAGCAAGCUGGAUGGAGUGGAUAAGCUGGAGUUGGUCGAGGGCGAGAUGCCGGUGCCAAAGGAUGGAGAAGUGUUGGUCAAGAUUCAUGCCGUGUGCCUGAAUUACCGAGAUCUGGAGGUCUGUAACGGCGAUUAUAACCACCACCAGACGCCUACUGAUUCUCCCGUUGGCAUCGUUCCCUGCUCUGACAUGUGCGGCACCGUCGUGGAGAGCAAAUCGCCGCUUCUCAAAGUUGGCACACGCGUCAUGUCCGUCUUUUUGCAGACUCACCUCCGUGGCGCCCUCAAGCAAUCUGACAUGGAAUCUGGACUGGGUUGGCCUUUGCCAGGUGUGCUCACGGAGUACCGGUGUUUCGAUGCCAAGGCGCUGGUCAAGGCUCCCAAUGUGACGGCGUGGAUGGCCUUGAAUUGGAUGAGGCCCAUCGAGACGGUAUUGCUUCAAGGUACAGGCGGCGUGAGCAUCGCCGGACUGCAAAUCGCAAAGGCAGCCGGCCUCAAAACCAUCAUCACCUCUUCUUCAGACGAAAAACUCGAAGCAGCGAAACAGCUCGGCGCAGACCACACGAUUAAUUACCGCACGUAUUGGGAGUGGCAAGACGGCGUCAUGGAGGCCACCGGCGGCAAGGGCGCGGACUACAUUCUCGAAGUGGGCGGGACAAAGACUCUACGAAAGAGUUUUGCUAGUGUUGCUUUCGGAGGAACGAUUAGCUGUAUCGGCUAUGUCUCUGCGAAGGGGUGGAAUCGGUUGAAUGUGAAUGUUUUGGCGUUGAGGAAGAAUGUUACGUUGAAGGGGUUGGUGAAUGGGGGGAGGGAUCGGUUUGAGGAGAUGGUGGGGUUUUAUGAGGAGAAGGAGAUUCGGCCAGUUGUGUGUAAGGUGUUUGGGAUGGGGGAGGCGAAGGAGGCGAUGGAGUAUGUUAAGGGGGAGAAGCACUUUGGUAAGGUUGUGAUUCGGGUGGCGGAGGAGAGUAAAGAGUAG